UCUGUCCCCUUCUUCCUCCUCCACCAACAUUUUCCCACUUCCCCACCCCCACCACCCCUCCGCCGCCGUGGUGGGUGGCCCCUCCGCCGGGAGCAUGGGUCAGGGCUUCAGUUGCAGAGAAUCCCACGAGAACGACCUCUUCAGCGCAGUCCAGAAUGGGGAGCUUCACACAGUCGCAACAAUGGCGGAUGAAGACCCUAAGCUCCUCACAUUGAGAACCCUCCACGGACGGCUCUCCGCCCUCCACGUGGCCGCCGCCAACGGCCAGAUCGGGGUGCUUUCUAUGCUUUUAGAUCGGUGUGGCAAUCCAGAUGUAUUGAAUCGAAGAAAACAGACUCCAUUAAUGUUAGCUGCAAUGCACGGCAAGCUCGCCUGUGUGGAGAAACUGAUUCAAUCAGGAGCUAAUAUAUUGUUGUUUGAUACAUUGUGUGGAAGAACUUGUCUGCACUAUGCAGCUUACUAUGGUCAUUCAGAUUGCCUUCAAAUGAUACUUUCUGCAGCUAAUUCUAAUCCAGUUGCUCAAUCUUGGGGGUUCUCAAGGUUUGUGAAUAUACGGGACGGGAGUGGCGCGACACCGCUGCAUUUGGCGGCCCGUCAGAGGUUUUCCGGCUGCGUCCGGAUAUUGUUAAGCAACGGGGCACUUGUUUGCGCGUCCACCGGUGGAUAUAGAUAUCCUGGGAGUACGCCGCUUCAUCUUGCGGCUCGGGGAGGAUCGUUGGAUUGUGUCCGGGAAUUGCUCGCUUGGGGCGCUGAUCGACUUCAACGAGAUUCGUCGGGGAAAAUACCGUACUUGGUUGCCGUGAAGCACAAGCACGAGGCGUGUGCGGCGUUGCUUAACCCGUUGGCGCCGGAGCCGCUGACGUGGCCGUCGCCGUUGAAGUUUAUUAGCGAGCUAAGCCCCGAAGCGAAAGCGUUGCUCGAGUCGGCGCUAAUCGACGCGAAUAAAAAGAGGGAAAAGGCAAUCUUGUUGGACAACCCUUGCUCGACGCAACCGAUUCCAAACCCGUGCGUUGCUGACGACGACGACGAUGAAUCAGAGGGUAGCGAACCCGAGCUGUGCUGCAUUUGCUUCGACCAGGCAUGCACGAUCGAGGUUCGACGAUGCGGGCAUCAAAUGUGUGCUCUUUGCGUUCUGGCUCUGUGCUGCCACAGCAAACCGAACGCUUCGAGCGCCGGUAAAACUCCGGUCUGCCCGUUUUGUCGCAGCAGCAUCACGCAGUUGGUCGUCGCCGAGAGCCGAGCUGGCGCGGAAAUCGAGGCGGAGUCCAAGCCGAGGAAGGCGAGGAAAUCGAUCAACCCCGGGGAAUGCAGCGAUAGCAACUUCAAGAGCUUGUCGACAAUCGGGGCUUCGUUUGGAAGACUCGGACGCAGUUCGGGAAAGGUUGAUCUCAACGACGAAUUUGACAAGCCCUAGUAUAAGACAUAUAAGACAUCAACUCACCUUUCGAUCGGAUGGAGAUUGUCGCAACCAUAUAGCCUCGAACGAGCUCCUCGUUGUCGUCGAAACUAAUAUAUAUAUGUUUGAAUCGAGUGAAAACUCAAUUCAUUUUGUACCAAAGAUGAUAUAAAUGGGGAGAGUAUGAAGAGGUUCAUCAUCAUCAUCA
Andrographis paniculata is the source of this 1604-nucleotide messenger RNA. RefSeq names its product putative E3 ubiquitin-protein ligase XBAT31. Gene Ontology annotation, molecular function: protein binding. Bases 95 to 1414 code for a protein of 439 amino acids. The transcript has 8 exons. The record is from RefSeq and is a predicted model, not a curated record. NCBI's taxonomy places the organism in Eukaryota, Viridiplantae, Streptophyta, Magnoliopsida, Lamiales, Acanthaceae.